AUGUCAUUGCUGGAUGCGUAUCGCUCAGAGAAACAAACGGCUCGACGAAGAGGAAUGUUGAAUGUGCGAUUUCGUCCAGUUAUGCACCUCAAAGGUGACGAUGAUUGGAGAAAGCAAGUCGGCGCGGAAACGUUGACUGACCAAAUGAUGGAUGAGAACGGUAUCGUAUUCAAUGUAAGUCCAACAAACAAUAAUCGUGUGAAUAGCAUAUUCUCCGGACCUGGUGGAAGAGGAUCCAAAAUUGGUACCUGA
Messenger RNA from Strongylus vulgaris, 252 nucleotides. The record is from the annotation of a GenBank genome assembly. NCBI's taxonomy places the organism in Eukaryota, Metazoa, Nematoda, Chromadorea, Rhabditida, Strongylidae.